This is a messenger RNA of Triticum aestivum (bread wheat), 790 nucleotides long. Its product is annotated as protein AE7-like 1. NCBI's taxonomy places the organism in Eukaryota, Viridiplantae, Streptophyta, Magnoliopsida, Poales, Poaceae. The record is from RefSeq and is a predicted model, not a curated record.
AUGACGGUGGGGAUGAUCAACGCGAACCCGGUGGUGCACGAGCGGCCGGAGCGCGCCGCCCACCCCGCGCACGCGGCGCUCGACGCGCUCGACGUCUUCGAUACGGUGCGGGACAUCAAGGACCCGGAGCACCCCUACUCGCUGGAGCAGCUCAGCGUGCUCUCCCAGGAGUCCGUCUCCGUCGACGACAAGCUCGGCCACAUCCAGAUAACCUUCACCCCAACUGUGCAACACUGCACUAUGGCCACAGUGAUUGGCCUGUGCCUCAGGCUUAAGUUGAUGCAAAACUUUCCUCCGCAUUUCAAGAUUGACAUAAAAGUUGCUCCAGGAUCUCUUGCUAAUGAAGAAUCAGUAAACAAACAGCUGAACGACAAGGAGAGAGUCGCGGCGGCCUUGGAGAACCCCAACCUCCGGCAGUUGGUGGACGAUUGCCUCUGCUCAGAUCAUCCAUCCUCAUAUUAGCUCGUCCCUGAUGCCUCACAACCUGUCUGUUGUACAGCAAUAAUAAGCAGGCAUUUUUUGUGUUUUGCCCAAUACUGUACCUGAAAUUCGAGAAAAGGCACUAUAGCUGGUCAUGUAUGUGCCAUUCUUUUGUGUUAGGUGUACGCUGCUACUCCCUGGAAUAUCAGCAAUGCUUUUUCUUCUUUCCCGCCAAAAAAAAGCAAUGUUUUUUCUUCAUGCCUGCAUAUGACCAGUCCUUCAAAGUAGGAGGGGAAUUGUUUGUUGCAGCAUGAUUUGGUCCUAUUUUACUGGUUCUAUGUUGAUUAUCACUAAGUAUUGUUGUUGGCUA